Messenger RNA from Zasmidium cellare ATCC 36951, 1353 nucleotides. RefSeq lists its product as uncharacterized. Gene Ontology annotation, biological process: regulation of translational fidelity. The record is from RefSeq and is a predicted model, not a curated record. NCBI's taxonomy places the organism in Eukaryota, Fungi, Ascomycota, Dothideomycetes, Mycosphaerellales, Mycosphaerellaceae. Bases 1 to 1353 code for a protein of 450 amino acids. Gene Ontology annotation, cellular component: cytoplasm. The transcript has a single exon. Gene Ontology annotation, molecular function: double-stranded RNA binding; nucleotidyltransferase activity; tRNA binding.
AUGGAGACCCGAACGCUACCAGUUGACGCCAGCAAACUCGGCAAAGUAAUAGCGACCCCAUUACCAGACGACAUUCUCGACGAACUCGACAUCGAAUUAUCACUCGACUCACAAGACGCGCGACACCUCAAGGAUGCAGCCGAGAAGCUCAGGACUUCAGACGUACCUGUAGCAUUUCCUACAGAGACGGUCUAUGGCCUAGGCGCGGAUGCCUCGAGGAGCGAUGCUGUCAAGGGGAUUUAUAAAGCUAAGCACAGACCUGCUGAUAAUCCGCUGAUUGUGCAUUUUGCGAGUCUGAGGCAAUUGAGGGCAUUACUGAGGGGUCGUGAGACUGAAGGUGGGAAUGCAUCGAAUGGGAGUCAAGAAGAAGAAGAAGAUCCCAUACCGCGGAUUUACAGACCUUUGAUCUCGAAGUUCUGGCCUGGACCAUUGACAAUUCUGCUCCCGAAUCCAUCAAAUUCGCCCCUCGCGCCGGAGGUCACGGCGGGAUUGAAGACUUUCGGCGCGAGGAUCCCACGACAUGUCCUUGCGUUGGCGUUGAUAAAGACGGCGGAUGUACCUGUCGCGGCGCCGUCGGCGAAUGCGUCGACGAAGCCUUCUCCUACGGCCGCGGAGCAUGUGGCAUUCGAUCUGGAUGGGAGAAUAGAGACGAUUCUGGAUGGUGGGCCUUGCGAUGUUGGGGUUGAGAGUACGGUUGUUGAUGGGUUGUCUGAGCCUCCGCUUAUACUGAGGCCGGGAGGUGUUAGUCUGGAACAGAUUCGAUCGUGUCCUGGUUGGGAGGGUACGCAGAUUGGGUAUAAGAAUAUGGCGGAGAGUGGCAGUCAACCGAAGGCGCCUGGGAUGAAGUAUCGGCAUUAUUCGCCUAAGGCUACGGUUGUGUUGUUUGAGCCGGGACAGGAUGCGCCUUCGCUUAAGGAUUUGAGAAGUCAAGCUGGAGAAAGGUUGAGAGUUGGGGUCAUUCGGACGAGGAACUGGAGGAUCGAUCCGAGUGCUACACCACUCAUCUCGAACGACACCUCACGACAUCCAACGAACAUGACUAACGGCGUCCACCACGACCAUAUCCCAGGAUUCGCAGGAAUGCUGCAAAGCGCGCAGGCUUCCAGGAGAGCCAAGUCCGAAACCACAACCCACGACGUCGAUCUGGAGGGAGUGAAACUACAGAUCCUAGAUCUUAAUCUCGGUCCAGAUACGGCAGACAUUGCACGAGGGAUAUUCUCGGCUCUACGAGAUCUGGACAGGAAAGACGUCGAUGCCAUCUUCGUGGAAGGAAUCGACGAGGACGAAGGCGAUAUUGCGGCUGCACUGAUGAAUCGACUUCGGAAGGCUGCGGAGGUAAGAGUGGGGAGUUGA